UUCGAGUCAGUAGUCAGAAGAUAUAACUUCAUUGAUCAUAAACAAAACAAGGAAGUAUUUGAAACACUAUUUAUAUGAAAGAAUUCAUGUAAGUUCCGCGCCAGUGCUACAUUUGAAUAUUGCUGACUAAAAUGGAUUAUUUGGUAAAUAAUUCAGUUACUGAAUAUACUUGCAAGUAUACCAUGUCAUCAUCGGCUAAAUCUGUAGACAGUUUACUAUUCUAUGAGCGACAUCAGUUUAUCAUAACAGAACCAUGGCUAGCUAUACCGUGUAUAAUCAUAUUGCUAAUUGCUAGUGUUGCUGGAACAUUUGGGAACAUUUUGACUCUGGUGGUUAUUGCAACAAAAACCAGACAAAGGAAUGCUGAGACAAUUUUUAUUGCUAAUUUGGCAAUAUCCGAUCUGUAUGUUACAACACUUGCACAGCCAAUGAGCAUUGUAGCCAAAGUUGAAGGCGAGGAGUUUUUCGAAAGUGUUCCAAAACUAUGUCAAGCCAUUGCAAGCAUGUGUACCAUUUCCUGUGUGACGUCACUGAUGACGAUAGGCCUGAUGAGCCUUAAUCGUUACAUCUACAUAUGUGUAAAUAAACAUUACGAACACAUAUUCACGAAAAAGAAAUGCAUAUUAAUGUGUAUGUCUGUCUAUUUUGUUGGCAUCCUUUUGGUUUCGCUGAAUGGCGCUGAAAUAGGUGAUCAUGGCUACGACCGUAAGAGCAUUGAGUGUAUUUGGGACCGUAUGGCGACAUAUCCUUACACAAUCGUGUUUUCAAUAGCACUUGUGUGGAUACCAUCGUUUAUCAUCGGAUGCUGCUAUUUUAAGAUAUUUCUUUACGUCACAUCUCAUAACAAGCGCAUGCGCGAGCAGCAGAUUUUAGGGGAAAACAAGAAUAAUAUGAAAAGCUUCCGAUUGGCUAAGACCCUCUUCAUUAUUUACGCUGUUUUCUUCACCUGUUGGGCACCGUAUGCUCUUCUAAUCGUCUUAGACUCAAACGACGACUUCCCUUACGAAUCUCAUCUGAUAAUUACUCUUUUUGCACAUCUCCAUCCAUCAGUUAACUGGAUAAUUUACUAUUUCACAAACAAAAGGUUUGCAACUUCAUAUAUGGAGGUGUUACUUCAAGUCAAACUAUGUAUUCUCUGCAAAGGCAAAUACGUUACCGACGGACAAUACGGAAGCAAGGAAUAUAUUACUGAUGGAUCUUCUUUCCCCACUUCCAGACGACUAAAGAAUGUAAUUAAAUACCAGAAUAACACGGAAACUAAAGAUUCAGGUAUUGCUAUAAGCAGCGUUAACACGACCACCUGUUAAAACAAAAUAUUUUACAUUCUACAGUACACUUAUUUAUUCUUUAAAUAAAAUGGCUACAUUUUAAAUGGUCAGAUUUGAAACUUUGUCAUUUGUUUUCAUCGUUGGAACACUAUAAAGGCAAUUUAUUUUAUGAUGUUUGGUCGUUUAAAUACAAAUGUCCAAUCAUGUUUAAAAUAAUACAUUCCAACCGUUUUCUAUCAAACAAGUUUUAAGAUUUCUACUUAGAACCGCCUUUAUAAAAAUAACUCAUAUUUAGUGAUGAUACAAUAUUUGCAUACAUGUUGGUUGUUCACCGGGAUUUCAAUUUGAGUACUUUUUUUCUUUCUUUCA
Ruditapes philippinarum (Manila clam) is the source of this 1637-nucleotide messenger RNA. Its product is annotated as melatonin receptor type 1A-like. The coding region runs from base 132 to 1307 and encodes 391 amino acids. Gene Ontology annotation, molecular function: G protein-coupled receptor activity. Gene Ontology annotation, biological process: G protein-coupled receptor signaling pathway. The record is from RefSeq and is a predicted model, not a curated record. Lineage: Eukaryota; Metazoa; Mollusca; Bivalvia; Venerida; Veneridae. Gene Ontology annotation, cellular component: membrane. The transcript has 2 exons.